This is a messenger RNA of Saccharomycopsis crataegensis, 798 nucleotides long. RefSeq names its product SDR family NAD(P)-dependent oxidoreductase. The coding region runs from base 1 to 798 and encodes 265 amino acids. Gene Ontology annotation, molecular function: oxidoreductase activity. The record is from RefSeq and is a predicted model, not a curated record. Lineage: Eukaryota; Fungi; Ascomycota; Saccharomycetes; Ascoideales; Saccharomycopsidaceae. The transcript has 2 exons.
AUGUGGUUAACGAUCUGGCUGUAUAUGCAAGUUAGUGGUCCCAGGGCUUUUCCAGGAUUUGCCCUUUCAAAAAUUUUUGCUAAAAACAAUUAUGAUAUUGUUGCUGUUGCAAGAGAUUCAAAAAAAUUAGAAGAGUUGAAGUCAAAGCUCUCCGUGGAUGGUUGUUCUGUUCACACUAUCGAAGCUGAUUUAAGUAAAUUUGAUGACAUUGAAAAAAUUAAGCAAGUAGUGGAACUGGAAAAAUGGGAUAUCGAAACUUUGGUGUUAAAUGCGGGUCAAGGUAUUGGUGGUGACUUUGUUACGCAAACUAAGCUAGAUAAAGAAUUGCAACUUAUUAGUCUCAAUGCUAAUUCAAUGGUUCAUAUGUCGAAAAUAUUCUUGCCAAAAUUGAUUGCGAGGGGUCACGGAAAGAUCAUGAUGGUAUCUUCUGUUUCUGGUACUACACCAAUUCCAUACGAAGCUGUGUAUGGUGCCACAAAAGCUUUUGUAAAUUCUUUUUUUUGGGCAAUCAGAAAUGAAGUUAAAGGUUACAAUAUUGAUAUGACUUUAUUGUUACCUGGUGCAACUGAAACAAACUUUUUUGUAAAUGCUGGACUUGCUGAAACUGUCAUUGGUUCUGGAAAGAAAGAUAAUGUUGAUGAAGUUGCUCAAAGAGCUUGGUUUGCUUUGCAAAGUGGUCAUGAAUAUGUUUAUGGGAGUGAUCUUGCGGAAUAUGAAGGUGAUGUUUUGAAUCGUAAUCAAAGUGAGCUGCACAAAGCUCAAAGACACAGAUAUUUAUCAGCUCCAAAAAGAUGCUAG